This is a messenger RNA of Pseudogymnoascus destructans, 1676 nucleotides long. RefSeq lists its product as uncharacterized. Lineage: Eukaryota; Fungi; Ascomycota; Leotiomycetes; Thelebolales; Thelebolaceae. Bases 304 to 1365 code for a protein of 353 amino acids. The transcript is spliced from 2 exons. The record is from RefSeq and is a predicted model, not a curated record.
CAUCAUCAAGAUAUUUUGACAUCUUGGUUACUUCACACUCUUUUCUUGCACAGUCCCUUCAGCCAGGUUGCUUUCUUCUCCCAACUUCUCUCCAUUCCUUCGAGAAAUCAAACCCAGCGAAGUCGACUUUCGCUCCUUUUGACCAGACCAACCAAGCACAUCUCGACCUCGAUAUCGCUAUCCAAUCGACCACCACAGCCUUCUCGUCAGAAAAUCGUUCCACAGGGCAUUGACUGCUCUCUCGUUUCAGGCAGGCCCUCACCACACAAGAAAUUUCUUCAAGACAAAUCUACCACAUUCAAGAUGCAGUUCUUUACACUCGCCGUCGCUCUCUUCGCCGCCGUGGCAACUGCCCGCAGCCACGGACACGCCCAGCGCUUCCGGCACCGCCGUACCUUCAACGAGUCAUCUUCUGCCCUUGACCUGACCACCCUGACCGUCCAGAUCACCUCCACCCACAGCGUUAUCGGCUGUGCCCAGAACGUCACCGACUGCCCUGCCCGUAGUGCCACCGCUAUCCGCACCAUCACCGAGAUCGUUGACUUGACGACCACCGUAUGCCCUGUUGCGUCGGCCUCUGAUAUCUCCAGCAGUGUCGUUGCCUCUGCCUCUGCCAUCCAGACCCCGGGUGCCGUUAUCUCCACCAAGGCUGCUGAGCCCGUCCAGACCAGCGACAGCGUUUUGAGUUACACCCUUGGCACCGGAGCCACCCAGUCCGUCGUUACUACCACCAUCAAGCACACCAUUACUGGCUAUGUCACCAAGUACAUGACCAAGAGCAGCGGUGCCCAGGCCACACCUGUCGUAGGUGGUGGCCAGGCCAAUGUCGGUGGAAAUGACAAGGGAAGCGGAAACGGCAACGCCAACGGCAACUCCGGUGAGCCAACGACCACUGUCCUAACCACCAGCACCGCAACCCGCACCAUCCACGUCAAGCCAACUACCUCCGCCGGCCCAGGCUCCCCCAACGGCGAGGGCAGCAACGCCGGCAACGGAGGUGACUGCGCCGCACCAGUCACCGUCACCGUCGCCCUCUCCACCGUCACCGUGACCUACACCCCUCCCGCAGCCACCGGCACUACCCCAUCUGUUCCAUAUGCCGUUGUUCCAGGAAAGGACGCCGUCAAGAUCAACGCCGCCGCCGCAACUCAGGCUGCUCCCGAGGCACCAGCUACCACUGCUGAGCCUACCAGCGGAGGAGCUUCGGAGGAGCCAGUUACCAUCGUCACUAUCCCAGUGAUCCCAGUCCCGUACAAGAACUCCACUGAGACAGCGACGAGGAACUACUCCCAUUCUUCCGGCUUCCUGAAGGCCCCAAGGCCAACGGGAACUGGAAGCAGCAUCCAGCCUGCCCGUACCGUCUGAUUCUAAAUGGAUGAGCGUCUAGAACGUCGCCACUAGGCGUUCGAGCAUGUUUGAGCAUGUUGCAGUCAUGAAGACAAACUUUCUGCCUUAUUUUGAGCGAUGAACAACAGCAUGCACAGCAUACCUUUACUUCACUUCUUUGUAACACUUUCGGUAUUUUCUGACUGUGUCUUUUAUUUCCAUUUACCUUUUUAUAGACAGUUUUAUUCUUGGAAAAGGAGGGUUUGGGCCAUCUGGUCGGGAUACGCUUCAGGGUAUGAAUAGAACGCAAUUGUACCAUGUAUACACAGAAAUGAAGACAAUUAACACCC